AGAUGGAGUUGUUGAUUUUAUACAAACUUAAUAUUCUAACUAUGUUAACAUGGGGUUUCGGCGAAAUGUCAAAAUCAAAAAACAAUACAAUCUUUAACUGUACAAAUUCGUGCAUAUUCAACAACAUUUCAUGGAAACAACCAAUUGACAAAUCUGGUUUCCUUUUACUAGGUAUCGCUUUAGUAUUGGCACUCAUUAUAAUACUCAUCAAAGCCUUGCAUACCGCAUCUACAAGAAAUACCAUCAUCAUGUUUAUGACGUUGAUUAUGAUGGUCAUCGGUGUCGGAUUAUUGACUGCCUUUGAGAUUUGGUAUGAGCAGAUCGUCGCUUCAAUUGUGCCAGUCUUGACCCUAAUAAGUGCCAUUCUUUUGGGUUUAGUAAAGAAAGGUUUUCCCAUCAAAUGGAGGAUAAUUUUAUUUACAAUUUGCUUCGUACUGAUAAUAGCUGGAAUCGUCUUCAUCAUUUUGGGCAUAAUUUGCAAGAUUGGGGAAACCUAUAAGAUUGUGCUUCCAAUUCUGUCAGCGAUCUGUUGGUGCGGUGCAAUGUUUAUUG
This is a messenger RNA of Schistosoma turkestanicum, 552 nucleotides long. The record is from the annotation of a GenBank genome assembly. NCBI's taxonomy places the organism in Eukaryota, Metazoa, Platyhelminthes, Trematoda, Strigeidida, Schistosomatidae.